This is a messenger RNA of Penicillium vulpinum, 1941 nucleotides long. Its product is annotated as Zn(II)2Cys6 transcription factor. Gene Ontology annotation, biological process: regulation of DNA-templated transcription; DNA-templated transcription. The transcript has 5 exons. Lineage: Eukaryota; Fungi; Ascomycota; Eurotiomycetes; Eurotiales; Aspergillaceae. The record is from RefSeq and is a predicted model, not a curated record. The coding region runs from base 1 to 1941 and encodes 646 amino acids. Gene Ontology annotation, molecular function: zinc ion binding; DNA-binding transcription factor activity, RNA polymerase II-specific; DNA binding.
AUGGCAAGCGACGAUAGGAGACGAAAGGAUGCACUCAGUUGCAAUGGAUGCAGACAGCGGAAAGUGAAGUGUGACAAGCCAUCAUCUGGUCCUUGUCAGCGAUGUAGCAGGUUGGGAAAACAAUGCCAACUAGGAGGCUCUACUUCCCGACCGUACUAUCACACUUCAAAAGAACGAUACGAGCUUCUGGUCUCCGUGGUUCGUCAUUUCGUUCCUUCGGCUUCUUUCGGAACAGAGGACCUGCGAAAAUUAUUAGACAGCCUGCAAACUCGAGGGGAAGCCUCUCCUUCUCCUUCGGCGCCUACUGCUCUGGACACGUCAGUUGAUGGGCCUAGCCCAUGGUUGUCGGAGCCUAUCACUCAAAUGAAUACUCCUCCAGCCUCCUCAAGUUCCCCUUAUCCUCCCAGUGAGGAAUGUUCUAUAGAAGACCUGGAGAAUACAUUGAUGGUGGAUGCCAUGAAUGUUCCUCGAUUCAGUGGCUCAUCUAGCUGCACCAAUCUCAAUGCCAAGAUAAUAUCACAUAUGUCUAAAGACAACGCUCUAUCACCCUUUGAGGAAAAUGAGCCUCCGCCAUUGUUUGAUGGACAAGUGAUCUCUUGUCGAAAUGCCGACUAUCUCCCCAAUCGCAAGGCACUUGACCAAGCAGCUAUGAGGUUCUUUGCAGAGAUUAACAGCGUCAUCUAUAUCCUUGAUCAGGAUAGGUUCCAUCAUUGGCUUGAUGACGUGUAUAGUGGGAAAGGGGUGCGGGCGUCCGUGCUCGUCAUAUUAUAUCUGGUCAUGGCGCUCUGCGGCGACGAGGACCCCAGCUUUCACAUUGCUCGAUCUUCCAUGGAUGAUGUGAUACAGGAAUCAAGCCUGGAAAGCGUGCGGGCACUUAUGUUGAUGAGCUUGUAUCGCCAAAGAGAAGAUCAGCGCAGUGUUUCCUGGGCAAUGCUGGGUGUGGCAAUCCGAAUAUCGCUGUCACUUGGCCUGCAUCAAAAUAUAGGCUAUAUGCAUGACACAUCCAUAUAUGGAUCAGAAGUUAAGCGACGCCUUUGGUGGUCCCUCUGCGAGUUUGACAACUGGAGUUCUUGCAUGUUGGGACAGACCUCUGGCCUUGGCCGCACAAAUAAUAGUGUUUCUCUUCCAUCACAACAGGAAUUCAAUACUACACCCUACACUCCGCCUGGGUAUGCCACCAGCUCAGCAUCUCUCGGUACUUUGAUUGGCCAGAUAUCCCAGAAGCUGUAUAUUCAAAACGGCAAUUUGAGGAGCAAAGAACAAGUGACUAGUGACCUUAUCCAAAAAGUUGAAACAUGGAACAGCGAGCUACCCGAUCACCUUCGCCCAAAUGCGGCAUUCGCCUCCUGCUUUGCACGUGCCACGUUAUAUUUAAAUCUCAAAUAUAACUACGCCCGCAUGCUUAUCGGGAGGCCUUACAUGGCCCAUUCCAUACUUUGCAAUAACAGCCACGAUGCUGUUUUCGAAGCCCGAGCGGAGACCUGUAAAACGGCAAAUCGCGAGGCGAUCGAGAUUCUAACGGAAUUCUACCGCCGAGGUCUUCUGUCGUCAUGUCUUUGGCUCGAUACAUACUUCAUAUUGGCAACAGCAAUAGUUCUAUUUCUCCGUGCUGUCGAAUCGCCGAGUAUCCAUAACGAGUUAAGAUCAUUUUUGCCUGUUUUGAAGAUGUGCGAGCGAAGCCAGAUUGCAAAAUACGCUGCCGAAAGUAUCCAAAAGUUUCUCCACAAUUUGGAGAACGGUAUAACAGAAAGACCUACUAUCAAUAUCGCAGAUCCUUUUUCUCAAUCAUCGAGGAUGGGUCAUGGGAGUGGUAGUUGUCAUGACAUAAACUUCAAUGAGCUGGGAGAUUUCAACUCCCUUAGCUCUGAUUGCUUCGGGUUUGGAGAAGAUUUUGACCUGGACUUAUGUGGGCCUUGGAACACAUUGGAACCAGGGUUGUAA